AUGGUUAUCAAACAGUACUCUAAGGCGACUAUGGCACGGCAGCGGUUGCCGAUCUAUGGCAAGGGAGGAUCGGUCUCUCUGAUCUCGGGAACGCGCGUGAUUGAGGACGAGAUAUGUAUUCUGGAGAAACUAAAGGAGAAGCAGGUUUCUAACGUUAUAUCUCUGCAUGAGGUGUUGUCCUCUCCAACAGAGGAUCGCAUCAUACUUGCAUUUGAGUACGGCGGAUGCCAAAUAAUGCAGUACGCCUAUGGUAGGCCCCUGGACUAUGUCGCUAACGCAAGCAGCCAGCCUCGAGAUAUUUCCAGUGGGUCCUCUACCAUGGUAUAUGACGCUAGCAAGGCCCUGACACCUGGGCUGGUACGCCAGCUUCUAUCAGCUGUGUCCGAGCUACAUUCGAUUGGUAUCGUCCACAAAGACAUCAAGCCUGAUAAUAUACUGCUUCGUGGGGAUGAUUGGUCCUGGGGCCUCAGGGAUGCGGAAGAACAUGAAGAAGGGAACGGCCUGACGUCAUCCUCGUCCUCCACUGGUUCAAUACCGCAUCUUACUUUAUGUGACUUCAAUACGGCAGUAAUUAAAGCAGAUCCACGCGAUAUGGAGAUAUACGAUGCCUUGGGCACAACAGCGUUCUCCCCUCCAGAAGUCUUCUUCGGAAAGGACCCAGUUACUGGAGGGCUAUGCGGGAAAGCACGAGAUGUGUGGAGUGUUGGAGUUACUUUCUUUACGAUGAUGACAGGUAGACUGCCAUGGAGACCUACUGGUCAAGAGUCGACUCCGAGUAGCAACCUCACACUGCAACUGUCAAUUCUAAACGAUCCCUUACAAGUGCCGAGUGGAAUCCCUGAAGCUGCUCGGAAUCUCCUUGAGGGGCUCCUUCGGAAAGACCCCAGUCAUCGAAUUACUACUGCAAAGGCUCUAUUGCAUAAGUUUCUCGCAUACUCGACUGAACGCUACAUGUUCGUCAAUCCGAAUGCUCGCAGUUGUAGGUUGGGAAACACACGAUGGACUAGCUCGGCAUGUGGCCGGAUGAGUUACUUGCAAUUCUUGCAAGUUACCGCUCGUCUCAAGCUAACAGCACUUCGAAUUCGUGUUAAUGAUCGAUGA
This is a messenger RNA of Perkinsus marinus ATCC 50983, 1101 nucleotides long. RefSeq lists its product as hypothetical. Bases 1 to 1101 code for a protein of 366 amino acids. Gene Ontology annotation, cellular component: nucleus; cytoplasm. Lineage: Eukaryota; Perkinsozoa; Perkinsida; Perkinsidae. Gene Ontology annotation, biological process: mitotic DNA damage checkpoint signaling; protein phosphorylation. Gene Ontology annotation, molecular function: protein serine/threonine kinase activity; ATP binding. The record is from RefSeq and is a predicted model, not a curated record. The transcript has 8 exons.